Messenger RNA from Talpa occidentalis (Iberian mole), 2127 nucleotides. Its product is annotated as butyrophilin-like protein 2. Lineage: Eukaryota; Metazoa; Chordata; Mammalia; Eulipotyphla; Talpidae. Gene Ontology annotation, biological process: T cell receptor signaling pathway; regulation of cytokine production. The coding region runs from base 222 to 1916 and encodes 564 amino acids. The record is from RefSeq and is a predicted model, not a curated record. Gene Ontology annotation, cellular component: external side of plasma membrane. The transcript is spliced from 18 exons. Gene Ontology annotation, molecular function: signaling receptor binding.
AGUGUGGGCAGGACCAGGAAGAUUUGGGAUCUGCUGGAAACACUGAAACCUCUCAAGCUUCAAGAGAUGCUCUAGAAGUCUCCCCCUUUCAAAACAGGUCCCUCACCCAGAGGCAGAAAUCCCCCCAGAGCUGGAGAGGAGGAGGAAGCCCUCAGUGGGGAUCUGACCCGGCUCCUGCUGUGUUUGGGGCAGAACCUUGUCCUUGGCCCUGCCCUGAGGAGAUGGCGCCCUGUUCCUGCCCCAGCUCUGUGCUCUGCCUCCUCCCCUCCCUGCUGCUCCUCCUCCAGCUGCCCCCCGGGGGGUCCCAAGAGAAGUUCCGGGUAUUUGGCCCCACACACCCCAUUGUGGCAGAGCUGGGCAAGGAUGCCACACUGCCCUGCUCCCUGUACCCAGCCAUGAGUGCAGAGGACAUGGAAUUGAGGUGGUUCCGUUCACAUUUCUGGGAGUCAGUGUUCACCUAUCAAGACCGACAGGAGCGACAUGAUGAGCUGAUGGCCCAGUACACAGGGCGGACCUCGCUGUUAGGGAAAUAUCUCAGUGAGGGGGAUGCUGCUGUGACCAUCCACGAGGUCCGGGCUUCUGACAAUGGGCUGUACAACUGCUCCUUCAGAGAUGGAGACUUCUGUGAGCAAGCCAGCUUGGAGCUGCAGGUGGUAGGUGUGGGCUCUGCCCCCCAAGUGCACAUCACUGGGCCAGAGGAGGACGGGGUGUGCGUGGUGUGCAUGGCCUCUGGCUGGUUCCCAGAGCCCCAGAUGCAGUGGAGACACCCCCGUGGGGAGCAGUUCCUGGAGUUCUCCAAGGUCCAUGCCCAGGACACUGAGGGGCUAUUCAGCGUGGAGGCUGCUCUGGUGGUGAGAGACAGCUCUGCAGGGAGUGUGACUUGUUCCAUCCUCAACCCCAUCCUGCGCCAGGAGAAGGCCAGGACCAUUGUCAUCCCAGAGCCCUUCUUCCCCCGGGCCUCUCCCUGGAAGCCAGCUUUCCUGGUGAGCCUGCCCUUGCUGCUGCUCCUGCUCCUGAGGGCUGCAUACUAUACCCAGAGAGAACAUUCCACACAGAUACGGGAGCUGCGGCUUCAGAACCUUAUAUGCUGGGUUAAGGAGCUGGACCUACAGACCAAGGAGGAGGCCCUGAAGGACACAGAUGAACUCCAGGCAAUUCUAGGCCAGAGGAAGGCAGCUUACCUGGCUGCCUGGAGGAAGGCCCAGCUGUAUGCAGAUUGGCGGAAGGAGCAGUUCCGGGCCUGUGUGGGCUCUGCCCCCCAAGUGCACAUCACGGGGUCAGAGGAGGAUGGGGUGCGCGUGGCGUGCACAGCCUCGGGCUGGUUCCCGGAGCCCCAGGUGCAGUGGAGACACCCCUGUGGGGAGCAGUUCCUGGAGUUCUCCAAGGUCUACACCCAGGACACUGAGGGGCUGUUCAGUGUGGAGGCUGCUCUGGUGGUGAGAGACAGCUCUGCGGGGAGCGUGACCUGCUCCAUCCUCAAUCCCACCCUGAGCCAGGAGAAAGCCAUGGCCAUUGUCAUCCCAGAGCCCUUCUUCCCGCGGGUCUCUCCCUGGAAGCUGGCUUUCCUGGUGAUCCUGCCCUUGCUGCUGCUCCUGCUCCUGGGGGCUGCCUGCUACACCCAGAGAGAACAUUCCACACAGAUGCGGGAGCUGCAGGAACAGAGGAAUUUGCACCAGGCGAAGGAGCAGGACAGACAGACCAAGGAGGAGGCCCUGAAGGACACAGAUGAACUCCAGGAAAUUCUAGGCCUGAGGAAGGCAGCUUACCUGGCUGCCUGGAGGAAGGCCCAGCUGUACGCAGAUUGGCGGAAGGAGCAGUUCCGGGCCUGGUCUGUCACUCUGGAUCCAAGUCCUUUCCAUUCCAAUAUUGUGCUCUCUCCUGACAAGAAGAGUAUGACCUGCAACAUGAUGGCAUGAAAAAUGGAUUUUUGGCUUGGGUCUUGAGGGCAUCACAUCAGGGUGCUGUUACUGGGAAGUGGAGGUCAGGAGUAGGGACAGCAGUGAGUGGGUGCUCGGGGUCUGGAGGGAAGAUGAGAAAAUGAGAUACAAGGCUCCAUCCCCCAUGGAUGGUUUCUGGGUUGUGGGGCUGUUUGAAAAUGUCUUCAAAGCCUUCACUAGCCCUCGUACU